This is a messenger RNA of Naegleria fowleri, 3231 nucleotides long. RefSeq lists its product as uncharacterized. Gene Ontology annotation, molecular function: DNA ligase (ATP) activity; ATP binding; DNA binding. NCBI's taxonomy places the organism in Eukaryota, Heterolobosea, Eutetramitea, Acrasida, Naegleriidae. The transcript has 6 exons. Gene Ontology annotation, biological process: nucleotide-excision repair, DNA gap filling; double-strand break repair via nonhomologous end joining; DNA biosynthetic process. Gene Ontology annotation, cellular component: DNA ligase IV complex. The coding region runs from base 1 to 3231 and encodes 1076 amino acids. The record is from RefSeq and is a predicted model, not a curated record.
AUGCUUCGAUUGAAUCAAGCUGAGGUCGGGAAUGCACAAGAGAGAGAGGACGAAGGCUUGAAUUGGUUUGAAUUUGAUAAUGAUGAUGAUGAAAUGAAGGAUGAUGCUCCUACAACCCAUCAUUCUAAACCUCCUGUAAAUAUCCAUCAUCAUCAUCAACAACAAAUUACCUCCUCAGAUAGUGUGGAAGAUGCAUCUUGUCCUUCCGCUGUCGUUGCCAUGAUGAAUGAUUCAAGGAUUGAUGUAUUCAUGAUGAGAGAUCAUUAUGGAGAUGGCGACGAUGAUGAUGAUGAUGUCGGAGAGAAUGAAGCGACCACACGGAAGGGUUCUAACAAAUCAUUAGAGUCGCGAUCUUCAGUUGCAACCUCCGCAGCUGUUGCUUCUUCUUCGUCGGAUCUGAAUAAGGAUCUACCUUCGUAUCCACCUCCUGUAUUUGAUCCCUCUCUUCCUUCUUGCUGUACUUCUUUUUCCACACUAUGCAAGUGCUUUGAGAAAUUAUCUUCAGCAACCAAUCACAAGCAAAAGAGCGAAAUUCUGGAUACUAUUUUCACGAAAUGUCGGAAAGAUUUAUUUCAAUUUAUGAGAUUACUUCUUCCUCAGCUCGAUCGAGAACGUAUGACGUAUGGACUUAAGGAGUCAAAAAUUGCUAAAUAUUAUAUUGAAAUAUUAGCAUUGCCUCAAACCUGUGAAGACGCUUUGCGAUUGAAGAAAUGGAAAGAUCCUUCUAAGGGAACUGGCAACUCUUUUUCCGACAUUUGCUUUCAAGUUUUACAAAAGAGAGGAUGGACCUCCUCAUCGAAUCUAACUGUAUUUCAUGUGAAUGAAAAACUAAGUCUCCUCGCAUCCUGCAAUGACAAUGAUAAAAAGAAGAAAAUUCUUUUGGAUCUCUUGAAGAACACGUCAUGUUUUGAACAGAAAUGGAUUCUUAGAAUCAUUUUGAAAGACCUUAGAAUUGGUAUUCAGCUUACAACCAUUUUCAAACAAUUUCAUCCACAUGCCCUUGAGCUGUUCAACUCAUGCACUGACCUUCGAGAGGUCAUUACCAAAUGCCUUGACCCUAAAUUUACCUCAACGGUCGAGCUUAGAGUAUUCACCAUGUUUACUCCCAUGCUAGCAUCGCUUCUAACUCCUGCCAAGUUAACGGCUGAGCUCCCUAAGGACGACUUUGUGAUUGAACCUAAAUACGACGGAGAACGAAUUUUAGUCCACAAAAAGGAAUCAGAAGUUAAAUUUUUCACAAGAAAAGGAAUUGACUAUACGAAUAUUUAUGGUCCUAAAUUUGCUUCGCUCAUUGUGAAGAAUGUGAAGGCAAAAAUUUGUAUCUUGGAUGGAGAAUUCUUAAUAUGGAAUCGUGAAUUGGAGGCAUUUAAGGAAUUUGGACAUAACCGUACACAUGCACUCAGUGACACAAGUGAAUCGAAUGAACAAUUUUGCUACAUGAUUUUCGACCUAGUUUAUCUUAAAGAUCGAGAUAUUACUCAAUAUCCGUUACAGAAACGAAGAGCCUAUUUGGAGAGUAUUAUUAAUCCUGUCAGCCAUGUGUUAGAAAUUGUACCACAAAAACCAGUAACCUCUGAGAAGGAAGUUUACGAACAGCUGGAUCAAGCCAUUCUCAACAGAGAUGAAGGAAUUAUGCUCAAGGGAUUAAGUGGAACAUAUGUUCCUGGAGAAAGAAAAUGGAUGAAGCUCAAGCCUGACAGCGUCGAUGGAAUGGGAGAAACUCUCGAUUUGAUUAUUAUUGGAGGUUUCUAUGGCACGAAAUUCAAGAGAAAAUCUGUCUCUCACUUUCUCUUAGCUGUGGCAACCAAGUCCAAGCAUUCUUUUUCGAAAUCUGAUGGCUUUGAAAAUUUGGAUUAUGAACUAAUGGUUAAUGAUGAAAAUCAAGUAUUUCACUCCUUUUGUAAGGUAGGAAGCGGAUAUACCAGCAGCGAAUUAUUGGCUCUCCAAAAAGAGUUAGAACCACAUUGGAAGCCAUUCGACAAGACCAAAUUACCCAAAUUUUAUGGUUCAUGGGUUCCUGGAGCAGGCGAAUUACCAGACGUGUACAUUGAGCCAAAAAAUUCUAAAAUACUUGAGAUUAAGGGAUAUUCAUUCCAAGAUAGUACCAAAUUUAAAACAGGUAUUACACUUCGUUUUCCAAGAGUUGUAUCCAUCAGGAAUGAUAAGGACUGGAAUGAUUGCCUUGAUUUACCUGGACUUGAAGAAAUGGUCGAGUUGUCGCGAAAUGGCACAAACAAGAGAAAGGCAGCGAGCAUGGAUUCUGUCAUUUCUCAUAACGACGUUAAGAAACAGAAGAGAAAGAAGAAUACAACUACUACUACAAUACAGAACAGCGAUGGAACUGCCACGGAGGUGGCAAGUUCAUCAGCGAAAAAUCGACGACCGACUGCUGCUGUUUCACAAUUUUUCGAUCAUGACAUGUCAAAACUCGAAAAGACGUCAAACAUAUUUAAGGGCAUGCAGUUUGUGGUUUUUAAUGGGGAUGAAAAUUUUUCGAAAUAUGAAAUUGAAAAGUUAAUUGUUUCAAACGGAGGAUCAAAAGUUCAAAAUCCCAAUGAUCAUGAAAAUCAACACCUAAUUGCAGCUAACACCAAUAACAUAACUGUGAAAAACUGGAUAACUUCGUCCAAGGCAAAGAAAAAUCCACUUGGAGAUCGUGACAUUAUUCACUACAAAUGGAUUAUAGAUUCUGUAUCCCAAAGCUCAAUUCAAAGACUGCAUCCAGGAUACAUGAUUUACACUUCAGAACGGACUCAAUAUUCAUUUAAGGAACAAAUGGAUGAAUUUCAGGAUGAGUACUUGUUCGAUGCAACCGAAGAAUCUAUUAAGGUGUCCUUGCAGCUCACUAAAAAUUCUCCCGAAUUCAUGAUGGCAGAUUCACCCAUCAUUGAGACAAUCAAUACUCGAUAUAACAUCAAGACUUCAACAUCGUUCUUUAAAGGAGUUCGAGCAUAUAUAGACAAGUUUGUGAAGAUUGGAGAUGCAUCUUCUGGAGUUGUACUGUUGGGAAUGGAAACUUUGGAAGUUUUCAUUUCCUUGUAUGGAGGCUCUCUCAGUGAGCGAUUAGAUUCUUCUGUGACUCAUAUCGUGUACGAUGAAGAUGACACUUCUCGUCUCAAGACACUCAAAAGAGUUGCCACCAAGGAGGGCUUGUUUCUUGUUCCAAGAACAUGGAUCAUGAGUUGCGUUCAGGCCAAAAAAUUACAGGCAAUUCCAUCCACCAACGGAUGA